This is a messenger RNA of Dromiciops gliroides (monito del monte), 6700 nucleotides long. It is a transcript of the gene THEM6, whose product is annotated as thioesterase superfamily member 6. The record is from RefSeq and is a predicted model, not a curated record. Lineage: Eukaryota; Metazoa; Chordata; Mammalia; Microbiotheria; Microbiotheriidae.
GUCAGGGCCUCAGCCUGCAGCAGCAGCAGCUCCCGACUUGCACACCCAAGAGAGGCUUGGAACAUCCCGGAGAAUCAUCGGCCUGGGAGGGCCUGAAGUUCCGGGACUCUGCCGGCAGGUGGCACCGUGUCUCUCACACUGCCGGUGGGAAUCUGGCGGAGAUGGGACUCGGGGCUACUGACCCCAGAGCUCCGACGGAAAACGAAAGCCGGCACCACUGGACCCGGAGGCGGAACGAACCAAGACUGGGAGGGGCGGGGGGGGAGGGCGAGAGGAAGGGCGGAGCCACGUUGCGCGGGCCGCCCAGCCUCGCGCUUCCCCCCCUCGCCCGGCUUCCGCGGGUGGUUUCUCCCAUGCGCCGCAUUCGCUCAGUGUCUCUCUCUCUCUCCGGUCUCUCUCCCGGUCCCCAGGCCGCGGGGGGGCCCUCGCCGCCGGCGCGCGCUCGUUCUUUGGCUCGUUCUCUCGCUGCCCGGCAGCCCUCCGAUCCGUCCCCGCCCGCCGCCGCCGGGAUGCUGUGGCUGCUGGUGGCGCUGGGGCUGGUGGCCGCCUACUUCUCGCUGCUGGACGGCUGGUACCUGGUGCGCGUGCCGUUAGCUGUGCUGCGCGCCCGCUUGCUGCAGCCGCCCGUGCGCGACCUGCUGGCGGAGCAGAGCUACGCGGGCCGCGUGCUCCCCUCCGACCUGGACCUGCUGCGGCAUAUGAAUAACGCGCGCUACCUCCGCGAGGCGGACGUGGCGCGCGCCGCGCACUUGGCACGCUGCGGGGUGCUAGGGGCCCUGCGCGCGCUCGGGGCGCACGCGGUGCUGGCCGCGUCCUGCGCGCGCUACCGCCGCUCGCUGCGCCUGCUGGAGCCCUUCGAGGUGCGCACCCGCCUGCUCGGCUGGGACGGCCGCGCCUUCUACCUGGAGUCCCGCUUCAUCAGCGGCCGCGACGGCUUCGUGUGCGCGCUGCUUCUCUUCCGCCAGCACGUGCUGGGCACCACGCCCGACCAGGUGGUGCAGUACCUGUGCAAGAGGAGGGUGGAGUCUCCUGAGCUCCCUGAGGACCUCCAGCACUGGAUUAACUACAACGAAGCCAGCAGCCAGAAACUCCGGGCGGAAUUUGGUCUCAGCAGCACCAAGGAUCAGUAACAGGCUGGCCCCUGCCCUCCCCCUGGCCCUUUCCUUGAGGAAGGAAUGCCAGGGUCCCUGUCACUAAUUUAUUUUCUACACGUUUGCACUUGUCCACUGGGGCUGGGAAUUCUCAGGGAAGGGAUGGAGGAGGGCAGGGAGGCUUCUGUCUAACUCCCUACCUGGGCAGGGCCAGAUUUGGGUGAACUGAGGAGAAAGGAAAGGUCAGUCGGGGCUGUCAUUCCCAUUUUACAGAAAUGGAAACUAAGGCCCAGCAGACUUGACCAGUUUCACAGCAAGUCACAGGCAGAACCACUGGCACCUGCGCCUCUCAAUUCCCAGCCCCAAGCUCUUUCUGUUACUCUAUCUAUGCCUUCUUUCCUUGAUUUCACUAUUUAUGCCUCCUAUGGGGCUUUAUUCUUGAAGUGAACAAGCUAACGGAAAAACCCCCUCACUGACUUGGGGUCAUGGGUUUGAAUCUCAGGCUCUUUCAUGAUCUCACUGUAUGACUGAGGAAAGUUCUUUCCUCUUUCUGGGCCUCUGUUUCCUUUUUCAUAGGAUUCAGAGAAUUCGGGGCUGGAAUAGACUGUGGAGACAAGUCUAGUCCAGUUGACCUUACAGAGGGGGAAACUGAGGCUCAGAGAAGGGCAAUGCCUCCUAUAAAAGUUAUGCAGGGAGUGAGUAGUAGAGCUAGCAGUCAGUGCCCCUUUGUUCUACACCAUGCUGAGAGAGUCCCGCUUGUAGGCUUCCGAGGCCCCUUCCCACCUCAGACACCCACGGAGUUGACUUUCCCAACCAGACAAGUCUUUUCGCUCUCUCUAGCCUGAGUGGGGGCCCAGAACUGCUGUGUGAGUCUCUCUUCGAGGAGCAGGGGAAGAAGUGAGAUGGGUGGGCAGCCACCUCACCCUGCCUUGCCCUGCCCUGCCCAGCUUUCUCCUCCGUCCCUCAGACACCUGAAUGUAGCGACCAGGUCUCUCUCCUCCACAGGCUCCCCUCCAAUAAGCACUUUAUGGAUGAGACUCUAUGUAAUCCACCACACUAGAUCCGUGUCAAGGCCUGUACAUUUCCACCCAUGCAUAUCCCCUCUUCCUUCCAGGGAGCCGAUGCUGGCAUGGGGUCAGCCAAAACUAGGAGAGGGCAGGGCCCAGCAGGGCCAGGGCUAAGCCCAGUGUCUUGCUUUUCUAACAGGAAGAGGGGAGCUGAGGGCCCAAGCAGAACUACUCGCUUCUGGUGUCCAGGCCUACCCUCCAGCACCACCACCUCUCCUUUCCUUGUGGCUGCCCCGACAGGUGCCCCGGGCAUCGUGCGUCCCAAGCUCUCUUUCUCCUCCAUUACCCCAACCGCUCUCAUCCCCAGUCUCAUAAAAGCUGCAGUCUUUGUGUUUUAUUUAAGAGAGAGAUAUUAAAAGAUUUUAAAACAAAACAUCCUUAGUAGCUGAUGUUCUCUUCAUUCUUGGAGUCUCCUUGUUUCUGAUCCUUAAAAGCACAUACAUAGAGCUAGACAAGUCUUUGCCCUCCCAAGGAGAUGGAAGCUUUUUUGGUCUCACCGUUCUCUCCUAUCUCAGUAGUUCUUGAAGGUCUUUCCUCCAUACCCUUGCUAUGAUAAAGGUAAUAGGGAUGUUUCCACUUUGCAGGUUGAAAGAACAGGAAAAAAAUCCCCCAGCAAUUAUGGGGCAGCUAGGUGGCACAGUAGAUAGAGUACUAGCCCUCAAGUCAGGAGGACCUGAGUUCAAAUGCAGCCUCAGACACUUAUUAGCUGUGUGAUCCUGAGUAAGUCAACCCCAAUUGCCUCAGGAAACCCCCCCCAAAAAAAAAACCAGGUUCAGAGCCACAGUGACUUCUGAGGGUCACCCAGGGGGUGGGGCAGCUCAGAGAGUGUCCAGCAUAGACUUCAGGUGUCUGCACAUGUAGAAAGCAGUUUGAUGUUAAGUGUACCUUCCUGUUAUACAAGAAAUGCUGGGAAUCUGGCAAAUCCUUAUGAGAAAUUACCUUGAGGCAAAUGCAUCACCUGCCUGGGAAUCUAUCUUUAGGCAUAUUGACUUUGAAUCAGUAGAGGAACUGAGGGGUAAAUUGGGGCAAAUUUUUUCACUUCAGUUGAACCCUCUGCCAAAGUUCUGCUGGUGUGCUAUGAGCUACAGUACACUCAGAGCUGGGAGAGAUGCAGAAUUUGGAGAGGUUGUGCUUGGCCUCUUAGAGACCCCAGUGUGGGAAGAUGACACCCACACAGGUAAUUUUGAUGCAUCAUAUUACAUAAAUACAUCAGAGGGACAAAGUGUUAUGUGAGAUCUAGGAGGGAAAGAGAUAUCAGAGAAGCCUUCCUGGAGGCGGCAACACUUGAAUGAGUCUGGAAUGCAAUACUAAGCAGUGUGAUACAGGGAUAGAGAGUCAGCCUCGGAGCCUGUAAGAGCAGGGUUCAAAUUCUGCCUCCCAUGGGCACUGCCUGGAUGACCAGGGCCAAGUCACAGCCCCAGGUUACUCCAUAAGGUUAGAGUUGAGUUCCUGAUAUAUAUCGUGGAGGGAGUUUCCAAACAUGAAAUCACAGAUCUGGACCAAAAUCAAGGAGUGUGGGUACAAAGGAGGUAAGACAAGGAGGCCAUUCUAGGCCUGGUCUGAUAAAAAGCAUGGAGACUUGAGAGAGCAGGGUGUGUUGGAGCAGAGUGCGACACAGGAGUGGGGAAACCACCAUACAGCAGGAUUAUUCCCUGACCCCAUACAGAACAUACAUUCUAGUGAUUGAGGCAAAUUCUGGAUUCCCGUUACUGGUGCCAGUCUUUCUUGUGCACACACCAAGUAGGUGCUUGAUAGUCUCUGAAUUGCCCCUCUCUCUGAAUAUCCCUCCCCUUCCUGACCCCCCAUCAAACCUCAGCUAUGUGUCUGGAUCACCUGAAAUUCAAGUCCCAGCUUUGAAACUGACCAGCUGUGUGACCCUAAGAAGUCACCGUUCCUUUAUCUAUAAAGGGGAAGUGCUGAUGUUCCCUGCAUUCUACCAGGGUCUGUGAGGGAAGGGCUUUGCAGACCCAUAACACCUCAUGCUUCAGCAAAUUGUGAAAUUUGGAAAGCAGAGGACCUAUAACUCCUUACUCUGCUGCUUGCUUACAGCCUUGGGGCAAAGGGAGGGAUUUAUUUCCUUCUUUCCUUUGGUCUUCAGUUAUCUGUCAAAUGGGAAUCAUAAACUCUUAUAUUUAGAUCUUGAAGGGACUAACAAGUCCCCCUACAUUGUAAACCUUAAAAUACUGUUGAAAUGAGAGUUGAUCUCAUUGGUGACUUUGGGAAAAAACCAACCAAACAAGACAAAAAAAAAAAAAACCCUGAAAACAACAGCCUUUUCAGCUCACUGUGGCUUUUAAAGCAAGUUCUUAAGAUGCAAUUGGUCUGGAGUUCUGGCAGAAGAUUCAUUUGGACACCGCCUCCCUCUCCAAAGUGAUUCUGAGCUGGGAUCAGCUGUCCUGGCACCUGACAGUGCUGGAAGGCCUUGAGAGCCCACCUUGGCACACGCCACCUCAUCUUCAUACAUGUGACUGUGAGCCUGACUCAGCUACAUGCCAGAGGAAUCUCCAUUUUAAGAUUGGCAGCAGGUUUUGGUGUGGGGCUCCAAGAACACCAGCAAAGGGACUCAGUGACUCAGGAUGAUUAGAGAUGGUGGACUUGAGGGUAGUCUUGUGAACACAGUGGGCCAGAAGACCUCCAGGGUGUUAGUGUGUCCCUUAGGAUGUCAGUUACCCAUUAGCCAUUUCUACCCACUGAAGGAGCACACAAGUUGGUAUCCUCUAAAACUCAGUUACUGGUGUUUGUUGUGUCUGACUCUCUGUGACCCCAUUUGGGGGCUUUAUUGGCAAAGAUCUUGGAGUGGUUUGCCAUUUCCUUCUCCAGCUCAUUUUACAAAUAAGGAAACUGAGGCAAACAGGGUUAAGAGACUUGCCCAGGGUAACACAGCUAGUAAGUGCCUGAGGCCAGAUUUGAACUGAGGAAGAUGAGUUUUCCAAACUCCAGGCCCAGCACUCCAUCCUCUGCACCACCCAACUCUCCAAAAAAGCUGUGUCCUGGGCCAAAACGUCUUUCAUCCCAUCCAGGUUAUGGUUUUGUUGCACAACCAACUCAAUUUCCCACAACUCUAAGAGGAAACAGUCCUAGAUUGGAAGUCAGGGAAUCUUGUGUUCAUGUAUAGGUGCUGUCGCUAAGUGGCCAAAUGACCUGGAGCAAAGGGUCAAAGAGAUGACAUCCUUUCUUGAGCUUCCCUGGGCCCCAGAUUUUUGCAAAUUGCAUGAUCUUGUGUACCUAUUUCAGGCUGGGCCCUAGGAAUAAGCACUGAAGAAAGUUAGCCUGGAGAAGAGAAGGCUAAGUGGUACUUCACAUUAGACUUCAAUUACUUGAAAAAGGGUGUUCAGGGAACCAGAGAUUAAAUUGUUUUGCUCAGCCCCAGAAGGCAGAUCCAGUAAGGGAGAGUUGGACACACUGGUAGAGGCUGGUGCAGGAAGCCAAGUUUCCUAAUUGCUCAGUCGGUUGGCCUCUAGGCUGCCUCAGGGUGUGGCAGAGUGGUCACCUAUAGGGGAUUUUCAAGAGAAGCUCUCGCCUCCUAGUAGAGUAGCUUCGACCAGGCACCCUUGGAUGCCCUUCCCAAUUUGUAGGUUCUAAUUCCACUAAUCUUAAUUCCAUUCAAAUUUCAAACUCUGGGAGGAAAGUGUCUGAUUUCAGGAAGCCGAAAAGAAAGAUUUCCUUCUCUGAGACUCUGGGUAUAACUUCAGUGUAAAAUGAGUCAGGCAAGGGAACAUCUAGACGGUGCAGUGGAGAAAGCACCAGCCCUGGAUUCAGGAGGACCUGAGUUUAAAUCCAGCCUCAGACAUUUGACAUUUACCAGCUGUGCGACCCUGGGCAAGUCAUUUAACCCUCAUUGCCCUGCCCCCCGAAAAAGAAAGAAAAUUAGUCAGGAAGUAAUUAAUAUUUUGAAAAUAUAUAGGGUUAUUUUUUUAACCCUUAAACAGUUGUGAAGGGUCUUUUUGCUUUAGUGAUCUGCAGCCAGCAUGCCAGCCUCUUCUAAUUCAAGGGACCUUUUCCUCCUCCCCCACCCCCAGAGCCUUCACCUUUCACCAGUAAGAUCCUAGAACCCCAAGACUUCUGGACUUGUUUGGGUCCCUGAACCUGCCUGUCAGGCCUCUCCAACCCCUGCUCAUCUGGAUGCCUAUCUAGAUAACUAGAUGCCCCAGUCUAGAAUGGUAAAUGCUCUCUGAUCUCCCUUUUCCCUUGUCUCCACAAGCUCCAGACCUUGAGUGUUUCUCUCCAGGUAAUCACAAGAGGAAAGACAACUUAAUUCAUAAACCUCCUAGAAAAAUUCUGCCCAAGUUCAGACUUGGACAUUCUGAACUUCUCCUUUCUAGAAUUUCCCAGAUAUUACUAUUGUGAUUGUGAUUGUUGUUAUUGUUAUUAUUAUGGACCUUAGCAAUAAUUUAUUUCAGCCUCAUUUAUUAUUUUUCUUUUAAAAUUAUGAAUGUAAGCAUCAAUAAACAUUUUGGUAGUCAAAGAACAAAGAAAGUUGUAUAUGGAAUGUAAACUGUUAGAAUUUGUUUUUUUAUAAGUGUAUAUUAAAUUUAACAAGAU